UCGGUGAUGGCGUUGCUAGCUGCGAGUAGCCCCAUAACGCUGCGGACGCCAUCUGUUCGAUUUACCACUCCCAGGCACCAUUUUGGCGGUCGGAGCUCCAGGAAUCGCAGCUACAUUGUCUCGGCUUCUCUGGGCUUCACCACUGAUCCUCGAAUCCAGAUUGAGAGAGUCGCCGAUGGAUUGCUCAAGGAUGUAGCAGCUUUGCUGGUUUAUCAGGAGGUUUUUAGAAGCCCCCCAGCCCAGGCAUUUCUUAAGCUGCUGCUGGUUCUUCGCAGGAGAGACGAUGAUAUAAAAAUUCUGGAAGCCUAUGGAGAGUUCUUCCGCCUCAUGGCAACCGGCAAGCACUCGAGCUGGCAGGAUUUUCUUCUCGAAGGGAUUCUAAAGGCGGAUGGGAAUCCUUUUGCUGAAGCAGCUGCAAGCAGUGGUGAUUCCAGCAGCACUUAUGGAGGACGAAUCCCGGCAUCACUCGAAGCAGCAGCAACCGCAGAUCUCGAAAGCUUACAGCGGCUUAGCCUCAAUGAAUCCACGAUGAUAAGCUGGGUGGCAGAGCUCGUGUCGGAAACUAAGCCUCAAUGGCGCAAUGCUGCAUCCUCCAGCCUUGAUUCCCGCACUGUUCCAAAGGUAGACGAGAAGAAGACGAAUAAUAUUGUUGGUUUCCUGGUCACAGACGAAGAAAAGGAAGCGUCCGUGGAGGACAAGAUUUUGGUUUCGCCGUCUGAGGAGAAAACCAUCAAAACAGAGAGCGAUUUUGUCAUUUCAGAACGGCAACAGUGGCAAAAGAAGAUCAGCGGUUUAUGGAACUGGUCGGAAGCUGUUCAUCUGCUGAAGGAUUACCACGCUGAGAAUGGUUUUGGUCGCGUUGCACUGUCUCAAGUUCUAAAGUUGCGGGGAGGAAAGCUCGUGCCGGACUUUCGAUACCUUAAGCCUCUAAGUGAACCGCAUCUGACAGUAUGGUCCAGGCAGCAAGCAGCCUUGCGUGAAAAUAUAUACCGGCAUGUUUCACAGGGCUCUGCUCGUCAUGUAUUUGUGCAUGGUCCCUCCGGCUCUGGAAAAUCGUGGCUCGUGAAAGCUACUUUGAGCAAGCUAUCCGAGGAUGCACGCUUUCGGGUGGUGCUACUUCCAAGCAGCGAGUUUAAACAGCUUGCAACUAUACUGGAAGAGAUGAGGAAGAACAGCCACAUCCGGUUUGUUUUAGUGGUAGAGGAUUUGUUUCUCCGGUCAGUCGAGGAGAGCUUUGUGCUGCUCAAGGCAGCUCUGGACGAGCAUUUGCAGGAGUGGCCGCGUAAUGUUCUCCUCUGUGCUACGAGCUCUCGUUCCGACGCAAAGAUUGGCGAAACGACUGUGAAGCUCGCUGAUCUAUUCGGCCUCACUGUGUGCCUAGCCAAACUAAACGAACAGCAAUACCGGGACUGUGUGGAAGAACUCUUGGAGCAGAGUGGUGAUGCUAACAACGCAGCGAAAAGAGAUGAGGUUUUGAGACAAGCGAUCAAGUUUGGAGAGCAAGAAGGUUUCACCGCUAGAAGUGCAUCAAAAUUGAUAAAUAUUAAUAAUUAAUAUAUUGUGAACCUUUUUAUGAAAAAAUAUUUAGUCCAAUACUUAA
Molecule: messenger RNA, 1600 nt
Organism: Selaginella moellendorffii
Lineage: Eukaryota; Viridiplantae; Streptophyta; Lycopodiopsida; Selaginellales; Selaginellaceae
Exons: 10
Coding region: 7-1554 (515 amino acids)
Source: RefSeq, a predicted model, not a curated record